Molecule: messenger RNA, 1456 nt
Organism: Rhododendron vialii
Lineage: Eukaryota; Viridiplantae; Streptophyta; Magnoliopsida; Ericales; Ericaceae
Product: serpin-ZX-like
Exons: 2
Coding region: 94-1311 (405 amino acids)
Molecular function (GO): serine-type endopeptidase inhibitor activity
Source: RefSeq, a predicted model, not a curated record
UUUGUCAAGAUUUCUUCCAAAUCUGACUUCGGCCUCUCUCUCUCUCUCUCUCUCCAAUCCUUCUCCCCCCUCCAACAUUCUCUCUUCCACAAGAUGAUCAACAGAAAAAGAAACUCCGUUCCACAACUCCCAAGCAAAACGGACCUGAAACAAUUGAUUAGAAACCAAACCGAUGCCUCCCUUACCUUCGCAAAACAAGUAUCUCAAUCCGCAUCCAAGGACUCGAACCUUGUCUUCUCUCCCCCCUUGAUCCACGUGGUUUUGGGCUUGAUUGCAGCCGGGUCAAAAGGCCCAACCCAAUCCCAAGUACUCUCUCUCCUCAACUCCAAAUCCACCGACGACCUCAACUCUCUCACCUUCCAACUCGUCUCCCUUGUCUUUGCCGACGGCGGGCCCACUGGCGGCCCAAAGCUGUCGUUCGCCAACGGGGUUUGGGUGGACCGGUCGCUUUCUCUUAAGCCUUCUUUCGAAAAGGUGGUUGAUACUGUUUAUAAAGCAGUUUUGAAUCAUGUCGAUUUUCAGACUAAGGCCGAUGAGGUGACCACUGAAGUUAAUCGAUGGGCUAAAAAGGAGACCAAUGGGCUUAUCAAAGAAGUUCUUCCUUCCGGUUCAGUCAAUAAUUUAACCAGACUCAUCUUUGCAAAUGCACUAUAUUUUAAAGGAGCGUGGGCUGAGAAAUUCAAUGUGUCGAAAACCAAAGACCAAGAGUUUCACCUCCUGAAUGGGAGUUCGGUUCAAGUACCCUUCAUGACAAGUAAGAAGGACCAAUUCAUUAGCGAAUUUAAUAGUUUCAAAGUCUUAAGGCUUCCUUACAAUCAAGGUGAAGAUAAACGUCGAUUUUCUAUGUACUUGUAUCUUCCAAAUGCAAAAGAUGGUCUUUCUGCUUUAAUGCGGAAAAUGAGUUCUAAAUCUGGGUUCUUAGACCGCCACUUGCCAUGCGAAAGAGUAGAAGUGGGUGAAUUCCUGAUCCCAAAAUUUAAAUUCUCUUUUGGCUUUGAAGCUUCUAAAGUUUUGAAGGGAUUAGGGUUGGUUUUGCCAUUUGCCGGUGGUGAAGGGCUGACAGAGAUGGUGGACUCCACUUUCGGUCAAAAACUGUACAUUUCGAGCAUUUUCCACAAAGCUUGCAUUGAAGUUAAUGAAGAAGGCACAAAAGCGGCAGCUGCUUCCGCUGGUUUACUGACGUUUGAGUGUUAUGAAGAGCCAGAGGAGAUAGAUUUUGUGGCCAACCACCCUUUCUUGUUCGUCAUUAGAGAAGACAAUACUGGUGCGGUGCUAUUCAUUGGCCAAGUGCUUAAUCCCCUUGUGGAUUGAUUAAUGAACAUGAUCCUGUGAGGUAAAUGUGUAUGCAGAUGGGCUUCUAGUGAGUUCUAAUUUCUGGAUUAAUGUGUGCAUUUCGUUUUUUUUUUCCGGGUGUGGCAAUGUUUUUAGUAUUUUGGUAUGUAGUAGUGUAAGGCAA